UCGUUUAUACCAUCAUGAUCAUUCAUUCAUCCUCAUGCACUAGCUAUAGCUACCAAAUCCUCACGAGAAUCACAAAACCCAGCUUUUAAUUCUCUCCACAAACUACACAACUAACACAAAAUGCUACCAUUCAACACUACUCAUCAUCUCAAACACAUCUUCACCACUAUUUUUCUUACUUUUCUGAUAACUCUCACGGUGGCAGGCACCACCGGUGGAAGAAAGGUAGAUAUGGCAAGCGGCGGUGCACCUACGGGUGCAAGUGGUUCAGGUCAUGGUCCAAACUGGGACUACGGCUGGGGGUGGGGGUCAGCACCAGGAAGUGGGUGGGGUUAUGGUUCUGGUUCAGGACAUUCUCCUUCUGGUUUUGGUAGAGGUUAUGGGUUUGGUUUUGGAACCGGGACUGGAUCCGGUUCCGGAUAUGGUUACGGAUCCGGUAGCGGUGGUGCUCAUGGUGGUGGUUAUGGAAGUGGUUCUGGCAACUCUGGUGGAGGGAAUGGUGGUGGUCAUGGCGGUGGUUAUGGAAGUGGUUCAGGUGGUGGAGUGAAUGGUGUUGGUAGAGCUAAUAACAACAAGUCACCUUCGGAGUCUAAGGGUAAAAGUAAAACCAACCAUGGAUAAACUUGAACUAGCUAGUUUGUUAUGUGUGUUUCAUCUUGAUAUAUUUAUAUAGUUAUGAUAUUAAAAUAACUAUAACUACCAAAAAAAUAUAUAUAACUAUAUGAUUGUACUUUAGUAAGAAAAAAAAUACUGUAAUCUAUGUAUGAAUGAUUUGGUGUGUAUGCAUUAUAGCUAACAAAAUUAUGAAGUCGCUAUGUUAUAUGUUUAAUUAAAGAGCAAGUAAUUAUUUACGUGUA
This is a messenger RNA of Lathyrus oleraceus (garden pea), 857 nucleotides long. RefSeq names its product glycine-rich cell wall structural protein 2. NCBI's taxonomy places the organism in Eukaryota, Viridiplantae, Streptophyta, Magnoliopsida, Fabales, Fabaceae. The transcript has a single exon. The record is from RefSeq and is a predicted model, not a curated record. Bases 121 to 621 code for a protein of 166 amino acids.